Messenger RNA from Perognathus longimembris pacificus (Pacific pocket mouse), 7128 nucleotides. RefSeq names its product Cdc42 guanine nucleotide exchange factor 9 (gene Arhgef9). The transcript has 13 exons. Lineage: Eukaryota; Metazoa; Chordata; Mammalia; Rodentia; Heteromyidae. The record is from RefSeq and is a predicted model, not a curated record. Bases 566 to 3880 code for a protein of 1104 amino acids. Gene Ontology annotation, molecular function: protein binding; guanyl-nucleotide exchange factor activity.
CCCGACGGCCAGUCCCUGGCGAGGAGCAGCGACCAGAAGCGGCUCAGUGAGACGAAGGCCUCUUCUGUCCCUAGUUGGCGCCGGGUGCACCUCCGCCCGCGCUUCCAGGCGCGCCCAUAAUCUACGUAGGAGGCGACAGGACCCCCCCCCCCCGCGGACCCCGCCUCAAGGCGCCACAGGAACGGGGACCACAGACGCCUCCAGGCCCUGGCGGCAGCGACUCUCCUGCUAAGUAGGGCUGCUGUGGCCGUGGAGUGCGGCGCUUCGCUGCAAUGACACUCCCAAUGAAGCUGACGCCGCACCAGCCAGCUAUCUAGCCAGUAUUCUGUGGGUCUGUGCACCUCUGCGCUACACAGGACAAGGAACUGCGGGUUGGCUCACGGCCCACGACUCUCUUGGCCGCGUGACACAGUGCAGUCCCACGAGCUCAGCAGAGGUGCGGUGCGGACCCACGCACUCGCAGUCCAGCCGAUGAAGCAUUGGUAUUUGGUCCUGGAAGCCAGCAAGCUGGAAAUAACUGCUCAGCCCUUUCCUGUGCCUUGGUGGCCCAUCCCCUGCAGUGACCAUGGAGACACCCAACAGCUGCCCGACUGCUUCCUUCUCAGACUUUGUGCUCAAUGGUCGCCAGGAUCAGGGCUCCCCAGACCCCCCUGAGAUAGAAGGCCCAACCAAGCAGAGCGGGCAGGAUAUCCUAGCAGAGCCUGAGCAGUUUAAUCUGAGAGACUUGACUCUCAGGGAAGAGAGUGGAUACAACAAGAAGAAAACUAAAGUCAAUAAGAUCUGGAAUUUUGUGAGCCGUAAAAAGGGGUCUCCCAGCCAGAGGAAAAGACCCCAAUCUAUGGUUUUAUCUGGAGACAUCUUUGGUCCAUUCGAGGGCAAAUCCAAAGUCACUUUCAAAGAUAGAAUGAAGUCAUUCAGGAUGACGAAGAGUUCCAUGGGGGCCUCCAAGAAAAUUGACUUUAAGUAUGACAGGCCGGUGGAGACCCAGGAGGCCCCAGGUAUCUACUGGAUGAGGAAGGUUGAAGAUGCUCCAAAAUCUUUCCGUCAUUCCUAUGCAGGCCACACUGAAGACCUGGAGCCUUUCUUAGAGAAUGUUCAGAAGUUCAUACAAACCCCCAAGAGGGUCAACCAGAAGGUGUUGGUGGCUGAUGACUUUGGCAUCCAAGUGGAGGAAGAGUCUUGUGAGGAAGAAGCUCCAGGGAAUGUAAAGGGUGACAAGAGAGCUAAAAAGCUCCUGAAAAAUAUGUUCCCCAGGGCUGGUGAGGCUCUUCCAACAUGGUCUGAACACACCAAAAUUCAAGAGCCCCAGAGCACUCUAGGGGACUCAACCCUAAAAGAACUCCUGGAAAGCAGCUGUGAAGAGUACCCAGGACAUCAGCGCCGAGACAAGGGUGCUCCAUUUGGUGGUGUUGUCAAAUUCUUCACCAAUAUGGCUGAAGUGGCCCGCAAAUGGCGGGCAGUCUCCCAUGAAGAGUCUGUAAAAUUUAGUCACCGCCACCGUGAAGUCUACUUCAGAGGUUGCAGUAAUGACUCCACCCUGGAGGAUGCUACCUCUCGGGCCUCCUUUAACCUACCCUACAGGACCAGUAAGGUGACAUUUUGGAGCCGUGCUGAGGGAAAACAUGGCCGUUACCAUUGGAAGGCCUCACAGGCCUCCUGUAAAUUUGAGAUGAGUAUUGAAGGGGAAGAGGCACCACACCAGGUUGUAGAAGAUUCUGACAAUGCUGCCACUUCCACUGUGACUUUGGCUGGCUUUGAGUUUAAAGAUAACCCUGUACAGAAGAAAGGCUGUAAUCCCUCCAACUGCCCCACCAAAGAAUACUCGUCUUCAGAGAUUGAUGAAGACACUGAGACUGUAGUCAGCUUCCUCAAGGAGGAUGAAAGUACUAGAGAAUCCCCUGAGUUGAGUACGUGCACCACAAAAGUCACUACUGAAGUUGUUUUGGAGGAGUUGGAGGAAAAGUUCAGUGCACUGAAGAAGGAAGAGGAUGGCAGAGGAUCAGAGGAGUCUGACCAGGGCAAGCAACCAAAGAAGCUGGAGCUGGAAAGGGGUGCAGUUGAUACAGAUGGCAUAGCCAACCAGGCCUGUGCUGUUGUCUGCGGUGCUCAGGCCUUCUUGCCCUCAGAUGAAUCAUCAUCAAGGACUCCACAAUUCAAAAUCCUCUUGGAAAAAUGCCAUUCUGUGCCCAUCUCACCAAAUGUCCCUGUGGAGGUUGUCUGGAAGAAACCCAUAAGGCUUCAUACUGCUAACUUGGAUCAGGUACUCAAGAAGCGAGAAAGCCGCAAGUAUGUUGGUGGAUAUCGGAAGCCUAAAGGCAUAAAACUAGUUGCUCAUAAGCUGAUCACUGGAGAUUCCAUCGUUAGUGCUGAGGCAGUAUGGGAUCACGUCACCAUGGCCAACCGGGAGUUGGCAUUUAAGGCUGGCGACGUCAUCAAAGUCUUGGAUGCUUCCAACAAGGAUUGGUGGUGGGGCCAGAUCGACGAUGAGGAGGGAUGGUUUCCUGCCAGCUUUGUGAGGCUCUGGGUGAACCAGGAGGAUGGGGUGGAGGAAGGGCCCAGUGAUGUGCAAAAUGGGCAUCUGGACCCAAAUUCAGACUGCCUCUGUCUGGGCCGGCCACUACAGAACCGGGACCAGAUGCGUGCCAAUGUCAUCAAUGAAAUCAUGAGCACUGAGCGUCACUACAUCAAGCACCUCAAGGACAUCUGCGAGGGCUACCUGAAGCAAUGCCGAAAGAGGCGGGACAUGUUCAGUGAUGAGCAGCUGAAGAUAAUCUUUGGGAACAUUGAAGACAUCUACAGAUUUCAGAUGGGCUUUGUGAGAGACCUGGAGAAGCAGUACAACAAUGAUGAUCCCCACCUCAGUGAGAUAGGACCCUGCUUCCUAGAACACCAAGAUGGAUUCUGGAUAUAUUCUGAGUAUUGCAACAACCACCUGGACGCCUGUAUGGAACUCUCCAAGCUGAUGAAGGACAGCCGCUACCAGCACUUCUUUGAGGCCUGUCGCCUCUUGCAGCAGAUGAUUGACAUUGCUAUUGAUGGUUUCCUUUUGACUCCAGUGCAGAAGAUAUGCAAAUAUCCCUUACAGUUGGCUGAGCUCCUUAAGUAUACUGCCCAAGAUCACAGUGAUUACAGAUAUGUGGCGGCUGCUUUGGCUGUAAUGAGAAAUGUGACUCAGCAGAUCAACGAACGCAAGCGACGUCUGGAGAAUAUUGACAAGAUUGCCCAAUGGCAGGCUUCUGUCCUAGACUGGGAGGGUGAUGACAUCCUAGACAGGAGCUCGGAACUGAUCUACACUGGAGAGAUGGCUUGGAUUUACCAGCCCUAUGGCCGCAACCAACAGCGAGUUUUCUUCCUGUUUGACCACCAGAUGGUCCUCUGCAAGAAGGACUUAAUCCGGAGAGACAUCCUAUAUUACAAAGGUCGCAUUGACAUGGAUAAAUAUGAGGUCAUUGACAUUGAAGAUGGCAGAGAUGAUGACUUUAAUGUCAGCAUGAAGAAUGCUUUCAAGCUUCACAACAAGGAGACAGAAGAGGUACAUCUGUUCUUUGCCAAGAAGCUGGAAGAGAAAAUACGUUGGCUCAGGGCUUUCAGAGAGGAGAGGAAAAUGGUACAGGAAGAUGAAAAAAUUGGCUUUGAGAUUUCCGAAAACCAGAAGAGGCAAGCUGCCAUGACUGUGAGAAAAGUCCCUAAACAAAAAGGUGUCAACUCUGCCCGCUCAGUUCCUCCUUCCUACCCACCACCACAGGACCCAUUGAACCAAGGCCAGUACCUGGUCCCAGAUGGAAUGGCUCAGUCGCAAGUCUUUGAGUUCAACGAACCCAAGCGCAGCCAGUCACCAUUCUGGCAAAACUUCAGCAGGUUAACCCCCUUCAAAAAAUAAUAACUACAGGGAGGCAGAUAAUUUUAAAAUAAAGAAAAUAAAAUUAUAUUUAUAGAUGGACCUUUUUUCGGAGAAGCACUGUUGAGAAUUUAUAUAUGUGUGUAUGUGUAUAUAGAAUCAUAUGUACACAUACAUAGACCCUUGAGUAUACAUAUACAUACAUGUGGGGGGCAUGUGUGCCCACACAUACACAUACAUGGACACGCAUAUACGCUCACACACACAUACACACACAUGCAUACACAUGCAUACAUAUACAGAGAAGGACCAAAAACGCUUUCUGUUGUUUUGGGGAAGUGAAACCUGUAGUUGGUAGGAAGAGGUACCAAUGAUUUUCAAGUAUGUGAUCUCUUCUUAAAGGAUUUUCAUUUAAUUCCCUGUUUUCCUCCCCUUUCUUUCCGAAAUUGACAUUUCUAUUUGUUCCUUUCCUUGUUAAGAUAAUCUUUUCUCUCCUCUGUGAGUGAUUCAUUGACUUGUCAUUAUUACCAUAGAUGUAUUUAUACUGGGCUGUUUUUUCAUUCCUGAUGAUACAGAUGCUGAUGAUUUUUUUUUAAUUUAAUUUGAUGUGGUGGGUUUGGGAUUUCCUUCCUUCCUUCUUUCACUUUUCAUGAGUAAGAGGAAGACCUCAUCUCCUCUUCCUCAUCCAACCAUUUGCAAAUGUUCCUGUAGCUCUGCAGUGGUUCCAAACAGCCUUUUCCCAACAUCCUCUGUCCACAAUUGUACCAGUCUGGACAUGCUCUGUUGUGCCCUGUAACAUAACUGCUUGGUAUUUUUACUGCUUUCACUGUCUUUUAGAUGUAAUGGAAAGGUAUAGAACCAAACAGAAGAUAGGGAGUGUCUGAGUAUGUGAUGCUACAGAAAGCUUCUGUUCAGGGACUAUUCUUCUUUUGGCCUAUUUCUUCUGGCAUUGGUGAUUCUCAUGUUGCAGCACCGCUGAGUCAUUGCAGUUUUGCAUCUUGGGGGCUAGUUGGAUCCAGUUACUUUCCUUUUCAAUCCCCCUCUUGUUAUGAUUCUCCUUUUAGGCUUAUCUCUUCCCUAGCCCAAAGAUAAUUUUAACUGGAAACAACAUGAUUUGAGACUCUGCCUCCUGGAGGAGGGAUUUAGCUCCACUCCACUCCCUCCCAGUAUCAAGUAGGUAUAAAAUGGGGCUCUCUACAGCAGUACUUUCAGUCUUCUGGUCAUCCUGUUCUCAUUUGCAGAUUUUUAAGGCAGCAUUGAUAGGAGUCUGUGGUGGGUUUCAAGACAGAACCUACCUGACCAAGAUCAUCAGCUGCCUUCUAAUUAUUAACCUGGACCCAGUCCAAGGCUGAUAGUAACAUCUUACAGGGGAAAAGACAGAGACAGGCAUGGAAAGAGACAGUCUUGAUCCAAGAUAAUAGUCCUACAAUUUCUACCACCCCAAUUUUGUAAGGCUUCCCCUAUUGUUAGCAGGUUGCAUGGACAAUCUUCCCUGGUUCCACCUAUUUCUUUUCCUUUGUCUUCCUUUUUUGAACUGCCCCUGUGGCACUGAGGAUUGUGGAGGUUGGCACAGUUAUGAUAGUUUUGGCACUCAAAGGCCUUGUUCCUAACAUCCUUCUCAGUGUCUAACAUUGGAGGCAAAAUGAGGGUCCCAGGGCCACUUUUUCCUCUGGACAAAGAGUCUGAGGCAGAAAUGCUAGUCGGAUCAUUUUUAGCAGGUUUUUCACUUGGCUAGAACUAACUUUUCCCAUGAAGAAGCAGGAUCCCUAUGGGCGCAGGAAUACCUCUUCCUCCUCCCGACAUUAUGGCCCUCUGCAUGGGCAGACCUUGAGCCGUAAUGAUAAUAAGAUAGAAAGGAGAAGCUAUGAGCCCUGAUAGGGAAAGCCACUCUAGCCAGGAAUCUAGGUAUUCUGUCACUCUGUCCUGGACCUCAUAGGAAAAGACUUUUUCAGCUUACCAAGCAGCAGCUGUGGCUGCAUGGUGGCUUAGGUACUGUUUUAUGCCUCUUGACACAGACUGGGAAAGCUUUCCCCUGUGGGAAUUGAAUUCAUAGCUAUUAAAGCUUCCAUUCUACUACUGCCAAGUCAGAUUUGUAGAGUUAUUAAAGGAAAGAUGAGCCUGAGCUGAGCAGAGGGCCAGAGCUCGGGACUGGCUACCACUGCUCAGCACAAGACAUACCUUACUUAUGUUUCUGUGGCAAGAAACUUGCUGCCCAACAUCCAGGCUAAAGUAUCCUCUUUGGGAAAUAGAAUUUCAGUUGCUAUGCAGGUUUCCCUUUAGUGUACCUCUUCCUACUUUUCACUCCUCCUCAUUGGGCUUGGCUUGUCCUUGGCAUGCUUCUCCAAGGAUUGUGGGCAUACCGGUAGAGGUUGCUUUAACAAGUCCCUGGACCUCUAGCAUCUCUUGCUUGGCCAGGCCCUCUCAUCCCAUUCCCCUCUCUGGGGCCUGUAUCCAGAGCUCCAGGAUCAGGGAUAUUACCUUUCAUCUCCCACCCCCUUCUCUACCCACUGGCCUUAACAGAUGCCAGUAAUUUUGAAAACACCACAAAUUAACUCUACAUUGAUUGGAAUGCCUCCCCCUGCCUAUAGCUCAAAGCAAACCAGUGGCUAAUAGCCCAAAGGGGAGCCCAUUAACUACCUGGGCUCAGUAUCUAAACCUAUUGUAUUCCCACAGCAAUGCUACUCCCAAAGAACUCUAAUUCUCCUCUGUUUCUGCAUGGCCCUGAGCUCCCCUUUCUUCAACUCAAUGAGGCCUGGAUUUGCUCUUCAAAAGGCUUUGCUAGUUUGUUCUGAGUCUUGCCGUGGGGAAGUCCUAAUGCAGAAAUAAAAUUCUUUUCUCUUCUCUUAUCCUACCUGUGUAUAUUUUUAAUGGCUCUCUUAAGGACAGCAACAAGAGCGUUCUAACAAUUCUAGUAUGAAGCCAAAUAGUGAUAUUUUAGUGCUUUGGGGGUGGGGUGGGCUGGGGUGGAUAGAUGGGCAACAGUGAUUUUGAUUACCCCUUGCUGCUCUGCAUUUGCCAGUUUAUUCUUUUGUUUCUACUAUCUGACUGUUUGACCCUGUCAAACAAGUGUCAAAGUUGUGUGUUUAAAAAAAUGUUUAACAACAAAAAAAGAUGUUGUAAUGACACAAAGCCUUAUGAAAAUAUUUAUGGAGUUCAAUAAAAGAAGUAAAAAGACACUUUCAGGCCAUUUUGUUGUGCGUAUGUUUAUGUGUGAGUGUGAGUGUGUGUGUUGCCAAUUGCAAAUAAAGGAAAUAUAAAUGAUGUGAGGCAGCUCACACCAACCAUCUUGA